UGCACACUCAGUAGUCAGCUGAACUCAUCACAGCCAGAUUGUAAUAUGAUCUACUUGUAGAGUAAUACAAUGAAGUGUUACAUGCUUGUAAUUGUGCUUGCUUUGUUCCUCUUGAAAGAGGAUGUUUUUGCCUACAAUCGAGUAAAACGCGAUUAUUCAUCAAACAGCUAUGAUCUGGACGGAUCGGCAAUCACACAAACCUUUAGAUCUGCAAGGGAAAUUUCAAGCACAGCAGAUGAAGGAACUCAUACCUGCAGUAUAUGGGGUCAAGGGGCAAUCAGGACCUACACCGAUGAAUUUUAUCAUUUUACAUCAACAUGCAAUUAUAUUCUGAGUCGCCAGUGCCUUGGUGGCACAGAAGAUUUUAAUGUGGAGAUUCGUCAUGGUUCACAAGGCAACUUGGAGCAUAUUUUCAUGAAAAUCGAAGGUGAUAUGAUCGUUGUGGCAAAUGAUACAAUCAAGGUUAACAACAAACUAGCUUCUUUGCCAUAUGAUGACAAAGUAAUUAAUAUUCAGCAAUUCGGAGUUCAUGUACGCUUUAGAAACAGGAAGCAUACUAUAUCUCUGCUCUGGAAUUACAAAGAUGCAUUGUUGAUAACCGUUGAUGCUCAAUACAAAGGACUAUUAUGUGGCCUCUGUGGACCAUUUGAUGGAAGUAUCUCAACAACUUAUGAUUUGGAUUUUACCCGACAGUGCAAAUUGGAUACUUGGAAUAAGGCUUGCACCACCACCUUCUCAGAAGAAACUGGGUGUGCAUCAGCCCAAAUCUGUUCAAGAAUCUCAGAGCUUUUCGCAGUGUGCUCUUCUGCUGCCAUCAACAAAAAAUUUGUGGAGAUGUGUCUGAAGGAUGUUUGUGCUUGUAAAGAAGCAGAGAACUGCCAUUGUGCCAGCUUUCAUGAAGCAUCACAACAGUGUGUGCAUGUAGAUCCAUUAACAUGGAACACAUGGAGGGACAUUGUCCCCUGCACACAGCCCACAUGUCCAGGGAAUCAGGUUUACCGAGAUUGUGCUCCUGCUUGUAUGUCAACCUGCACCGAUCCAAAUUCUCAACAGCAAUGUGAUCAGUGUGUGAAUACAUGUACUUGUCCAAAAGGUACUGUCCUUGAUAACAUUAGAGGUGGUGACACAUGCAUCAGCUGGAUGGAUUGUCCUUGUGAAUAUGGUGGAAAAAUUUAUAAUUCUGGAGAAACACUAAAUUCCUUCUGCCGAUCGUGCACCUGCCAAGGUGGAAUAUGGAACUGUACCAAUCUCAACUGCCCUAAAGUAUGCAAAAUUGAAGAAGGAACUCAUAUCACAACAUUUGAUGGCAUACGCUAUAACUUGAUUGGAGAUUGCUCGUACUAUGCAAUUGUUACAAAAGACUGGUCAGUGAAAAUUGAAAUGCAUCCAUGCCAAACAGCAUACAGACAGACAUGUUUACAACGAGUUACAUACAUAAAAUAUCAGAACUCCUACUCAAUCAAUAAUCAAGGCAUCAUUCAACAUAAUGGGAAUGUAAUGGGAAUGCCUCUAGGAGAUGGUGAAAUAAUGAUAUUUCAACAGUCAUCGCAGUACAUUCAAGUGCACACAAAAUCUGGGCUGACGAUGCAGAUACUGAUAUCUCCCAUCAUGCAGCUUUACAUGUCACUGCCCAAAAGUGCACAAGGAACCACAAAAGGUUUGUGUGGCACCUUCAAUGACAAUGCAGAUGACGACUUUCUAUCUGCACAGGGCAUUCAGGAGUACACAUACGUUGCUUUCAGUGAUUCGUGGAAAGUCAAUGAAGAAUGUCCCUCACCAAAAGUGAAUCCUACCUGUGUUAGCUCUGAAAAUGAAAAUUAUGCCAGAGAACAAUGUGCGUAUAUAAAAGACCCAACAGGGGCUUUUUCCAAGUGCCAUUCUACAGUGGAGUUUAAUAAGUAUUAUGAAAUGUGUAAAACUGCCUCAUGUAACUGUGGAAAGAUCGAUGACUGUGUGUGUGCUGCAAUGGAAGCGUAUGUUCGCGCUUGUGCUGCAAAGGGCAUCAUCGUUAUGAACUGGAGAAGAUCAAUUUGUUCAAUAACUUGCCCCAGCACACAAGUUUACCACUACAAUAUGAGAGCCUGUAAUCGUACCUGUGAAUUUCUGUCAAAGCCUGAUUUCACAUGUGAGUUUCAAGACGUUCCAGUUGCUGGUUGUGGCUGCCCUGAGGGAAUGUACAUGAAUGACAAAGCAACAUGUGUGACCAAAUCAGAAUGCCCUUGUUACGUUAAUGGAUUGAUUAUACAAGGAGGUCAGGCCCUUUCACUUAAUGGAAUGACUUGUUUCUGUGACAAUGGAGUUCCUUCCUGCCCUGAAGAUAAUGGCCUGCCCACUUCACAAGAUUGCCAAGAUAAACAAUUUUCGGACUGUACCAAUGCCAGUUUAUGUAAGAGGACAUGCGAAACUCUAAACAAACCAUGUCCAGACCCAUGUGUCCCUGGCUGUGUCUGCCCUGAUGGUUUGGUGGAGGAUUCCAGUGGAAGAUGCAUUGCACCAUCCCAGUGUCCAUGUCGAUUUGAAGGUGAAACCUUUGGUUCUGGAGAAACAAUCAAAAGUGAUUGCAAUAAAUGCACAUGCAAUGGUGGACAAUGGGAAUGCACUGAUGAUCCAUGUCCAAAGACCUGCCUCGUUUAUGGAGAUGGGCACUACAUAACAUUUGAUGGCAAACGAUACAGCUUUGAUGGCAAUUGUGAAUAUAUCUUUGUUGAGGACCAAUGUCUACGAGAGAUUGGCACAUUCCAAAUACUGACAGAGAGUGUUCCCUGUUGUGAAAAUGGAGUGACAUGUUCAAGAAAUAUCAGAAUCUUGUUUGAGGGUAAAGAACUCAUUCUAUUGAGAGGAGGUGGAGUAAGUGAAGUGUCUCUUGGCCAUAACCAGUGCAUAGAUAAUUCAUAUACAAUUCACACAGUUGGACUCUACUUAGUCCUGACAUUUUCCAAUGGGAUCACUGUGAUAUGGGACAAACGUACAAGAUUUUCAAUCACACUGGACCCAAAAUGGAAGAAUAAAGUUUGUGGCCUUUGUGGAAAUUUCAACGAUGACCUUGAAGAUGACUUAACAACAAAAGGGAACUCCUUGGUGACCAGCUUUGUGGAAUUUGGGAACAGUUGGAAGUCGAUGCAGCAUUGCUCUAAUACAGUAAAUCAAACAUUUCCAUGUGAUAACAAUCCUUAUUGUUUAGCAUGGGCUCAGAAGAGGUGCAACUUGAUUAAUAGCCCAGUCUUUCAAGCAUGCCACAAAAGGGUUGAUCCAAUUCCAUUUUAUGAUGCUUGCGUCCAAGAAGCUUGUGCCUGUGAUAUGGAAGGAAAAUAUCUUGGUUUCUGCACUGCUGUUGCUGUGUACGCAGAGGCUUGUAACAAAGCUAAUGUUUGUAUUCGCUGGAGAACCCCUGAACUUUGUCCUGUGUACUGUGACUAUUACAACACUCCUGGUGAAUGCAGUUGGCACUAUCAGCCAUGUGGAACCAUAACAACAAGAACGUGCUCAGGCCAUUUCGUUGGGAAGAAGUAUUCUGCAGUUCUUGAAGGUUGCUAUGCCAAAUGCCCAGAGAGUGCUCCUUAUUUGGAUGAAAAUACUAUGAAGUGUGUUACAUUACCUCAGUGCACAUGCUAUUAUGAUGGAAGAAUAUUGCAACCUGGCGAAACAACAAUGAAUGGUUGUGAAGAAUGUAUGUGCAAAGAAGGAGUCACAUCGUGCCAACCCGUAACUACCACAACUGUUGCAUCAACAACAAUAUUCAGCUCAACAUCAACAACAACAAUUUCUUCAACAACCAGCCCAGAAGAAACAACAUCAACAACUCUUACAACAGAAUCUACUUCCAGUUCCACAUCAGAAACAACAUCAACAACCGAGACUACUACCACAACAGAAACAACACCAACGACAUCAGCAACUGCGACCACAAACAGUACCAAAUCAGAAACAACACCAUCUACAUCAACAACUCCCACAAGUGUGUCCACCACCAGUUCUACAACAGAAACAACACCAACGACUUCAGCAACUGCGACCACAACCAGUACCACAUCAGAAACAACACCAUCCACAUCAACAACUCCCACAAGUGCGUCCACCACCAGUUCUACAACAGGAACAACACAGACGACAUCAGCAACUGUGACCACAACCAGUACCACAUCAGAAACAACACCAUCCACAUCAACAACUCCCACAAGUGUGUCCACCACCAGUUCUACAACAGAAACAACACCAACGACAUCAGCAAGUGUGACCACAACCAGUAUCACAUCAGAAACAACAUCAUCCACAUCAACAACUCCCACAAGUGUGUCCACCACCAGUUCUACAACAGAAACACCACCAACGACAUCAGCAACUGCGACCACAACCAGUACCACAUCAGAAACAACACCAUCCACAUCAACAACUCCCACAAGUGUGUCCACCACCAGUUCUACAACAGGAACAACACAAACGACAUCAGCAACUGCGACCACAACCAGUACCACAUCAGAAACAACACCAUCCACAUCAACAACUCCCACAAGUGCGUCCACCACCAGUUCUACAACAGGAACAACACAGACGACAUCAGCAACUGUGACCACAACCAGUACCACAUCAGAAACAACACCAUCCACAUCAACAACUCCCACAAGUGUGUCCACCACCAGUUCUACAACAGAAACAACACCAACGACAUCAGCAAGUGUGACCACAACCAGUAUCACAUCAGAAACAACAUCAUCCACAUCAACAACUCCCACAAGUGUGUCCACCACCAGUUCUACAACAGAAACACCACCAACGACAUCAGCAACUGCGACCACAACCAGUACCACAUCAGAAACAACACCAUCCACAUCAACAACUCCCACAAGUGUGUCCACCACCAGUUCUACAACAGGAACAACACAAACGACAUCAGCAACUGCGACCACAACCAGUACCACAUCAGAAACAACACCAUCCACAUCAACAACUCCCACAAGUGCGUCCACCACCAGUUCUACAACAGGAACAACACAGACGACAUCAGCAACUGUGACCACAACCAGUACCACAUCAGAAACAACACCAUCCACAUCAACAACUCCCACAAGUGCGUCCACCACCAGUUCUACAACAGGAACAACACAGACGACAUCAGCAACUGUGACCACAACCAGUACCACAUCAGAAACAACACCAUCCACAUCAACAACUCCCACAAGUGUGUCCACCACCAGUUCUACAACAGAAACACCACCAACGACAUCAGCAACUGCGACCACAACCAGUACCACAUCAGAAACAACACCAUCCACAUCAACAACUCCCACAAGUGUGUCCACCACCAGUUCUACAACAGGAACAACACAAACGACAUCAGCAACUGCGACCACAACCAGUACCACAUCAGAAACAACACCAUCCACAUCAACAACUCCCACAAGUGCGUCCACCACCAGUUCUACAACAGGAACAACACAGACGACAUCAGCAACUGUGACCACAACCAGUACCACAUCAGAAACAACACCAUCCACAUCAACAACUCCCACAAGUGUGUCCACCACCAGUUCUACAACAGAAACACCACCAACGACAUCAGCAACUGCGACCACAACCAGUACCACAUCAGAAACAACACCAUCCACAUCAACAACUCCCACAAGUGUGUCCACCACCAGUUCUACAACAGGAACAACACAAACGACAUCAGCAACUGCGACCACAACCAGUACCACAUCAGAAACAACACCAUCCACAUCAACAACUCCCACAAGUGCGUCCACCACCAGUUCUACAACAGGAACAACACAGACGACAUCAGCAACUGUGACCACAACCAGUACCACAUCAGAAACAACACCAUCCACAUCAACAACUCCCACAAGUGUGUCCACCACCAGUUCUACAACAGAAACACCACCAACGACAUCAGCAACUGCGACCACAACCAGUACCACAUCAGGAACAACAUCAUCAACAACUGGAACAACUGAAUCCACCAGCAGUUCCACAACAGAAAUAACAUCAACAACCGAGACCACCACCACUACCACAACAGAAACAACAUCAUCCACAUCAACAACUCCCACAAGUGUGUCCACCACCAGUUCUACAACAGAAACAACACCAACGACAUCAGCAACUGCGACCACAACCAGUACCACAUCAGUAGAAACAACACCACCGACAUCAGCAACUGUGACCACAACCAGUACCACAUCAGGAACAACAUCAUCAACAACUGGAACGAUUGAAUCCACCAGCAGUUCCACAACAGUAACAAGAUCCACAACCGAGACCACUACCACUACCACAACAGAAACAACACCAACCACUCAACAACUCCUACAAGUGUGUCCUCCACCACUUCUUCAACAGGGACAACUGCAACAACAUCAACAACCGAGGCCUCUACCAGUACCAGAACAGAAACAACACCGACAACAUCGACAACUCCCACAACUGAGUCCUCCACCCGUUCUACAACAGAGCCCCACUGUUUUGGUGUAUGGUCUUCCUGGUUUAAUGAGAAUACGCCAUCUUUGCUGAACCCAAGUGAUACUGAGUUGUUGGCCCCAAUACGUAUGAGACUAUGCCCCUCUCUUUCUGAUGAAAUUAGUAACAUUCAAUGUCAAUUUUCCAAUGAAACUUAUUGGCCACUAAGUUUAUCAUCAGAUGUAGUGACGUGUGAUAAA
Messenger RNA from Pristis pectinata (smalltooth sawfish), 6653 nucleotides. RefSeq names its product mucin-2-like. The record is from RefSeq and is a predicted model, not a curated record. Gene Ontology annotation, molecular function: protein binding. The coding region runs from base 70 to 6507 and encodes 2145 amino acids. Gene Ontology annotation, cellular component: extracellular matrix. The transcript has 80 exons. NCBI's taxonomy places the organism in Eukaryota, Metazoa, Chordata, Chondrichthyes, Rhinopristiformes, Pristidae.